This is a messenger RNA of Rhopilema esculentum, 11727 nucleotides long. The record is from RefSeq and is a predicted model, not a curated record. NCBI's taxonomy places the organism in Eukaryota, Metazoa, Cnidaria, Scyphozoa, Rhizostomeae, Rhizostomatidae.
UGCCGUCGUAUUCAUCAUCCAACAGCUCUAUUUUGAUUAGUUUUGCUUUACAUCCUGGAUCAGACACAAGUUUCUCUGGGAAAUGUUCCCCCUUUGAUUUUUUUAGGACCUUAAUAGGGGUUAAACCCUUCUUAUUUAAGUCUGCCAGAUAUUUGAUCGUUGGCAUUUCUUCUUCAAACCAGCAUUAGGCUGCUGUUCCUCCCAUCAUAACACAAUGCUUUCUCCCUUGUAGGUAGAAGAUUGCUGAAAGAAUUUUUCUGUAGCUGUUACCACAUACUUUAAAAUAGAUUGACAUAGUAAGCUGCUUGUUUUCUUCUGGAUCUAAUUUGCCUUCAUUUGUCAGUACUGGAGCAUUGCCAUUUUCAGCCUCCCAUUGUACAAGUAGGUUCUCAUAGUCGGGAUCUUGGCCUAAAUGAUCGUAGUAUCGUUUAUCAAACGCAUUCAGCCAAUAUUCCAUUUCCUCUCUAUUUGGCAGGUAUACUGACAGCCCACCUUUGAAGUUUUUUACCUUUAUGUCUGUAGAGUUUGGUUUCUUCUUUCCCUUUCUCUUCAUUUUUGCCAUUUAUUACUGCUGAAAGUUUUUCCCGUCGGGGCCAGUUAGUUAGGCCACAAUCCACUUUUCUUUGUUCUUUACUGUUUCAAAGUGGCUUAGUUUAAAAUACACGGUUCAGGCAGUUGUACUUUCUUGUAUACCUUGCAAAAUUCUACUGUUUUAGUCGAAUUGCCCAAACUGGUAAUGGGCCUAAGUUAGGCCUAACCUUAUCACUGAAAACAAGAUUCUCUGCCCUUUUUUGCUGUUUUCACGUCAUCAGAGUUCAUCCUUGCUUAUUGUUCCAGCAGAUGACUAGUUUUAAUCACAUGGCCACUCUGCAUUCCAGUUAUAUUCAUAGAAAUAUGAACUCAAAUUCCUUAUCAAGAAAAAACGCCUGCUCGCUUCAACAACAACAACAACAACAACAAUGGGAACCCCUACUCCGUAAUGAAAGAGGAUUCCAGCCCAUUACACAGUGACCACCACCCAGAUCUAAAAUCAGCAACGUCGCCAAGAACGUCCAGAGGUUCAAAGCAGCUAAUGAAAAGGAAUCGCCAAGGAGCUGCUGAUUCAGAUGCAACAAAUGAGAUGCAGGACCUUCAAGACAAAAAGGCAAACGGAGAUUGUCGAACCUAGAUGUAACUGAUGCCAUUAUUGGAAAAAAGCCACUAUUGCUCAUUUCUUUGGUGUGGAAAAUGAAAGACGCGGCAGCUACCAUAGCCAGAAGCCAAGCUUCUAGAAUUAGCAGAAUUUAAACUGCCCUUGCUGGUCAAUGUACCCCCGACUGCCAAGGCCAAUGGCUUAUGUGUGCCAAACAGGUUUUGAGAAACAAUGGCGUGAACGUAUAUGUGUUUGCAGCAGCCGUUAGAGAAUUGUUGAUAAAAGAAAGGGAAAAUACCGCAAUGUGAUGAUAGUAGGACCUGCAAAUUGUGGCAUUCCAAAUUGUCCUCGCUACUUUGCAGAACUGAUAAUGAACGGCAGCAAUGUCUAAUUACAUAUUCAUAUACAUAUUCUUAUUUGAAAAUUUUCAAAUUACACAUAACAAAUACACUGAUUCUAGAAAAAUAUCGACUUUAUGAUGGAAACAAGAGAGGGACCAUCUCAAGUCCAACUGGCAUUUGCAUUGGACCUCAUCUAUACUGAUAACAGAUUCUCCCCAAGGGAAAGUUUUAUGGCAAGGCUCCAUUGUCAAAGCCUCUGAGCAUCGAGUUUAAGGAUGGCAUUGUCUACAUAGCUGAGCACGUUAAAGGGUGCAUUUCUUUUGUUGACAUUACUGGAAAAACAAUUUUAGACCCUGCAAUAUUAACAGCAAAAGAAACAAGGAAAGUACUUAAAGAUUUAAAACUAUUGCCUGUUAGACAUAACAAAAUGAAGAGACGUGAAUUUGCCCUUUUUCUGGAAAAGUUGAUCAUGAAGCAAGAUAAAUGUGCCAAGCAAAUAAAGGAAUCGAUCCUCUGGAAAUGCAAGUGGAAAUGAAUCUGAAGGUAACAAUAUGAAGAAAAUUCAAUUAGACAAAGAUAUUAAACGACCAGCUGCAUUGCUGUUUUGUGAGGAUGGUGUUUUGAUGAUUAGUGAUACAGCAACAAAUAGUGUUGUAGCUGUGAAGCUUAUUGUCAAUGGUGUAUCAUUUAAAGGUUCAGUAAUUGGUAAAAUUGGUGGACUUCCAAGUGUGUAUGGAAUGGCAUAUGAUAAUGGUACAAUCUAUGUGGCCUCUGCACAUCCAGAAAAUGGUGGAAUAUUUUUCUUUAAAGAAGACCUGCAACCCUAAAAUAAUUUAUGUUUGAAGAUACAAAAUAAAUACGCUGAUUUCGAAUUUCGAGUUAAAAUUGCCACAAAUUUAGUAGUUUUCGAGUUAUUUAGGCUGAAAGUUGCUUAUUUAGCCCUCUGGCGGCCAUUUUUAUCGAUGAACGGGCAUGACCGCGAGAGUCUCGCAUAUAGGUUUUAUGUCAGAGGUGAACAUUGAUUGGAAUGCACUUUUCCGGUGCUUCAUCGAUCCAGAAAGAUUGUUUAGAGAUUAUUCUUGGAUCGAACAAAAAUGACAAGCAGUGAGGGGGACAGCGAGUAUGGAAUGGUAAAUACGGACAAAAUGGUGAUUCGACCAUAUAUGUACGAACCAUUGCCGAGAGAGAGGAGACUCAGUGAAGACAAGAGCAGCAGUAAUGACGACGAUGAGGAGGAUUUGAACAUUGAAAGAAUCGGCAAUACUGAUUGGUGUGAUUGUGGUCAUUGCGUUUCGAUGCCCAAAGGCGUGGAAUGCCUCUGUUGCAGACAGGGAGCUUUAACUCUGCAGAAAGCCAAUGAAGCUAACUGUGGGUGUAUAACCCAAAUUGAUGGCUUCACUCCAGUUUGCUUAAAUCCCGAUGUUGUUGUGACUGCUAUAAAUCAGUAUAUUGAAGAUGAGCAGUUCAUUGAUGAUCAUCCAACAAGCGAUUUAAACACACUUGGAAGGAGGUAUGCAUGCUGGAUCAAGGAAUAAAGGCGUUCAGAAAUGGAGCAUAUAUUCAUGUGCCUGAAAAGGGUUAACACUUUAGCUGGUUGAGAACCAUAAAAGAGAAUGGAAGCAGCCAAGAGAAUGUUUCCCCAUGGCAUUUUGUUAUGCUCAGGUUGAGUCCUCCAUUCAGUUGAGUGACCCUCUAAACAUAUCGAUUUAACAAUUAACAUUGUACCACAAGUUGUUUUCUUCUCAAUCAUUGUUUGUGCAGAGCAAAUGUUGCAGCUGAUGAGAAGUUGCUGAAGCGAAGAUUAAAAAACAAUAAACUUUCUUUCCUGGUGGUAUGACUGUGGAUUUUGCUCAUAUGUCUUCAUACUCAUAAUCUGAUUUCUCAUCGUUCUCUGGCAACCAUUCUGGGUCUUCUUUUUCUGAUGUUGAAUAAUGGUCCUGGUUGUUUGGACUUUUAAGCAAAUCAGCAAUAGCUAAAUCAACAUUAAAAGGGGGCUCAUAUUGUGUUUCCUGGCCAACAAUUUCAAUUUUCUGCAUGCAACAUUGUGUUUGUUUGUUGUCCCCACAAAACGAGACUUGGAUAGCUGAAAAAUGGUCAUUUACCAUCAAUUAUUAAAGGGACUACUUACAAAAACUGAAAAGGUUUUAUAUUUAUUUAUCCCAACCACCAUGGGGGGGGGGGGGUCGCUUGAUUAGAAAGUGAUCAGAAAAAUUUGGGUGUGCAGAAAAAUUUGCAACCUGACCCUGUCACAUUAAAAGUAUUCCAAAUACAUACCCUGUUUCAUAAAUAAGUGCAAAAAUAUGGCACAAAAAUGCUAAAAUAUACAAAGACACACGGUUUAUGGGAGCAGAUUAUUGAAAUAAUUUUAAUUUUGAUACCCUGUCCCAGAGCUCUGAUGCAAUUCAUGAGACCCUACCCCCAAAUUAUAAUCAUAAAAGUAUAAAUUCAUUAAGAUCUUACAACAAAAGAAGUUUGCUCACAUCUUGUUUUAGUCAACGUUUUUUAAUUUUUUUUUCCUUUUCCCGGUAUCGCCACCUUGAUAGCUUGUUUCAGAACUUAAAAUCGUUUGAAGCAAGUUGUUUUCGUCAUUAUCACUAUUGUUUCGGUUGAGCUUUACAUUUUCGGUUGGUUCUGACACUGUGCUUGCGAUGACAGCUGUUUGGGGGUCUUUGUAUUUUUGGAGUAGAUUUUCUAUAACCUUAAGUAUUAAGAAAUAUUGAAUUCAAAACAAAAUCAUUUCUGAUGCAGUAUACGUAUAUGGUAAACAGAGAUGCAAAACUAGUAAGCUAAAGGGGACGCAUCCCCUUGUUAAUGUUAAAAAGUCUCUUUUUGGCUUAUUGUUAAUGUUUCCUGGCCGCUAAUGCGUCUCUUUGUAAAUGGCAAAUAAAUUACACUUGUUAUGUAAUACAGGCGCUGAAUUCUGUAAAGAAGAUUAAACAAAUGUCCCUACUCACUUCUCUACGUUGUCGUUUUUCAUACGCUUCUCUUCGUUUUUUCUUUGGGCACCCGGUAAUCAAUUUUCUUGGACUUAGCGAUGGCCUAGCUUUAAAAGGUGUCCUAGCCUUCACCAGCUUUUUUCCUUUUGGGGAUCCUCUGUCGAAUAUAGUAGGCACUGCAUCAUCUUUUAAUAAUAAACGUUCAUUUUCGAAACCAAGGGACCUCAGGAGAUCUGGACUUCGCUGGUAACUGUCGUUGGAAAAAUGUUCUUGACAAAGACGAGAGUGCGGUUCCAGAUUGAAAUUUGCUAAAGGCAUGUUUUCAAUCCAUUUUUUUCUUAAUUUCAAGUCUUCCGGAAACUUGUGAAAUGUAAUUUUCUUUUCAGGUUCGUUUCUGAUUCUAUUACUGCUGUUGUUGAAACAGUUUUAAGCUGCACAACCCACCAUCUUUAGGACGUUUGGCUGGUUUUGCUGACUGCGAUUGAAAUCUCAAUGUUCACCUCUGACAUCAUAAGCGUGGGCGGGGGAAGAUUUCUCCCACGAGGUUAUAAUCAAACAUUUUGAGAGUCAAAAGCGAAGAAAAAUUUAUUUCUCAAAAAAAUAAUUAUCAUUUUCAUCUUGUUCAGGUCAUAAGCUUUCAAUAAAGUAUAAGUUUACUUGACUUUGCAGGUCUCCAUUAACUACCAAAAAAUGGCUGCUGGUAAUGCUUGAGUGGAAACCGUGAUUAGCAAUGAAAGUCUAGAUAACCACUCAGUUCAUGGUCUUGCUUUAUGUAGAAACGAUCUAAUUUUUCUGAUAUCAAAGCAAAGGUUGUUCGUAAGAUGUGUUUGUUUAGCAAAUUUGUUGAAAUAAUCAGUGGUAAGCUAAGAAAGGAGGGAGUUGGUGAUGGGUCAGCAGGAGAGUAUCGCCAACCGACAGCUCUUUGCAGUGAACUGAGAAAAGGUUUUGUGUGCGAUACUGCAGCAAAAAUGUUAAAAAUGGUUGUUAAUUCACAUUGGCUUGUUCAGUACUAAGAAAAGUUGGAGCUUCUUCUUUUUACAGACGUGGACAUGACGCUUAGGGUUGAUUUUGUUGGACGAUCCUUUAGCACGCUUGGAAAGCAUCAAUGAUUUUCUGAAAAAGUGUGUGACAGAGGUUUGCAAUAUUACAAUGGAGUCUCGCGACCUUCAAGGCCCUGAUGAUGUAAAUUCAAAACAUGGUCAAAGCGUAAGACAAUUAACAGUAAGGAAUCUUCAACCAAGGACAACGUACAUUGCCUCUAAAUUGUUACACAGCAAGACCCUAUACACCACACGCGUUGGAUUUUUCCAAUUUGUUCAUUAGAGAAGAUGAGGAAAGUCCUGUAACAUCUUUACAAACAGAGGAUGUCCUGCACAGGGAAAGAAGUAUAGGGAUAAUAAAGAAGAGAACUUCUAUCUUAGCCAGAGCAGGAGAUACAUCCAAAUUUUUCCUUGUGAUUAAUGACAAAAGAAAUUACGGCAAAUGACUUAGUAGUUGCAGUCACAAUAUUUUGUCGGUAUCCAUUUUUACCGCUACAAUUCUAUCAAUUUGAAAGAACAAAUUUAGAACUGGAAAGAAUUAUUACAUUUUUGGAAGAUGGUACCUUCAAACUGAGUGAUGAAGAAGUAGUCUUGUCAGAGGACUGCUUUGAAUGUAUGUUGGUGGUUACUUCAGAUUUAGGGGACACAGCGUGGUUGGCAGAAGAAUUAGAUCAUGCUGAUUGUCAAACAAAAGAAGCUGUAGAUGAACAAAGUGUGACUGCCACGGAAUCAAAGUGCAGAAGAAGCAAAAGAAACGAUCAGUCGGACUUUUUGUAAUAUUGAACAUUGAAAAACAAAGAAACAUUAAUGUCUAGGCACUAGCGAAAUGUCUGUUGAAUUUAUUCAAAUUAUAUAUGCUUAUCUAUUCUCCACUACUGUGGCCUUCUGUCAAAAGUUGGUUCUGAAGACUAUUUCAAAAAACGAAAAGAAAGUAGCUUGGUAUAUAGACAGGAUAGUGUCAGACUUCAGAAAUGAUUGAUAGUGACUGAGAUAGCUGUCUGAGCCAGGGCUGUCAAAAAUAUUUCUUGAAGAUCCUAUUUGAUAAAAAGCUGUUACAAAAUGGUAAAGUAUCUUAUUUCGUUUUUUAAAAAUAUUUUCGCAUUGGCUUAUAUGGGAUCUUUGGAAAUAAAAGAAGAUAUCCUGACCCCCUUACUUUGUAAUCCAUCUUCUGAACUUCUCCUCGUUAUACCUUAGAGUGAGAAUCAAAUAUGUGCCUUUCUUGGUAUUAAAAGGGAGUGAUGAAUGUAAUUUUUGAUGUGGGGGCAGAAAUAGUACAUUUGAAAUAUUUGGUGUAAAAAGUUUUGAAAUAUAAAAUAACUGCCCAAUUACUACUGGUCCCCUUUUAAUGUACAUGGCAUCAUUGGAUACUGAUCUGGUCCUUUGAGUGUGCACCUUUGAAGUGCUGACAAACAUCUCUUGUAGAUACUGAGGGCACAAUGCAUGCUUGAUUUUGUACAUUAACACGGCAGUUUGUAGUUCAAUGAUAUAAUGAAAUGGCAGCCAAUCAAGGCUGAUAAACAGAGGUUUGCUGUGAGUCUGAUUACUGCAAGACAGUACUGUGCGUGCAUGACGCUUUUGUAGUUUCACGAGCAAAUUCAUUUGACCCUUAUUAAGAUUAUGUAAUAAUAGUGCGAAGUACUCAAGAUGGCUCAUUACAAUUGGCAUCAUACUGUCAGUUGGAACGUAUGGUUUUAUGCGUCGCAAUAUUGAAAUGCCACAAUUGAGCUUUUUGCUUAGAUCUUUGAUAUGCAGGUCGUAAGAUAGAUGAUCAUCAACAAUGAAGCCUAAGCAGUUGUAGUUAUGAGCAUAUUCGACAUUUUGAUAUAUUCAAUGCUCAUUUGGCAACAACCAUCCACAAACAAAGCAAGUGAACCUGAGGCUUUCAUCUAUGGUAAUCUCCAGUUUUGGAAUUGCAUAUUCUUUUAAAUAAAGCAUCAAUGAUGCAAGGUUAUCUCUUAAUUGAAAUUGCCGCAACAUCAAUUUUAGCAAUUUUAGCAACUUGGAUCGCAAGCACAAUUCUUUAAAGUUUCUGUAACAAGGUCUUAUUGUUACCGCAACAUCAAUUUCUUUUUUGAACAUCCUCCUUUCUAAAGUUACAGAUUGAUGUGAUUUGGUUGGUGGACAGUUGAUAGGAACAGCACCAAAUCGUAGUGCCUUUUUUCUUGGUUUUAUAAAAAAAGGGGAAACUUUGAAAUUUGAAAAUUUAACAAAUAAAAAUUCCACAUAAGCUUCUAGUCUAGAGGUUACAUAAAACUUUCAACAAAAAAUUUUAAAUGUGCUUUUCCAAGAAUCGUAGCUGGUUCACUGACCAAAAAGCAAGCUCUUGGUCUAUCUACAUCCUCUCUUUCUAUUCUCAAUUCAAAAUAUCCCGUUCUGGAUGGUAAUGUUAUCUAAAAUUCGCAUUUUUAUAUAUUUUUCUAUAUGUACCCCCUAAGUUUCUAUGAAAAAUCUGAAUUCAGCCUUUCUUUCCAUUCUCAAUUCUAAAUGUCCAAGUCUUGAUCCAAAUCUUAUCUAAAACUCGCAUUAUAUGUAUUUUUCUACAUGUACCCCCUAAGAUCCUAUAAAAUAUCUGAAUUGAGCCUCUCUUUCUAUUCUCAAUUCGAAAUAUCCCGUUCUGGAUAGAAAUCUAAUCUAAAACUCGAAUUAUACGUAUUUUUCUACACGUACCCCCUAAGAUCCUAUAAAAUAUCUGAAUUGAGCCUCUUUUUCUUCUCUCAAUUCGAAAUAUCCCGUUCUGGAUAGAAAUCUAAUCUCAAAUUCGCAUUAUAUGUUUUUUUCUAUAUGUAACCCCUGAGAUUCUAUGAAAAAUCUAAAUUAAGCCUCUCUUUCCAUUCUUAAUUCAAAAUAUCCCAUUCUGGAUAGAAAUCUUAUAUCAAACUCGCAUUAAAUAUAUUUUUCUACAUGUACCCCCUGAGAUCCUAUAAAUAUCUGAAUUCAGCCUCUCUUUCUAUUCUCAAUUCGAAAUAUCCCGUUCUGGAUGGUAAUGUUAUCUAAAAUUCGCAUUUUUAUAUAUUUUUCUCUAUGUACCCUCUUAGACUAUGCCUCUAAGUCUAACAGUUUGUUAGUCAACGAAUAACUUCAUAGGCAAUCAGUCUCAAAUGUUUAAUAUAAAGAAUGUAGAAAAGCUAAGAAUAACAAUGAUAACAAAGCACUCACGACCUUUAGCUUGCUUGCUUUAGUGUUGGCGACUUGUGGCGUCUUUGAACUAAACACUUCAAAUGGCAACAGGACAACAGCAACGUCUUUCAAGAGACACACGCUUCGACUUUCAUCGGGAAACGGCGGCCACGAUUCUUUUGGCAAGGCAAGAACGCCCACAGUAAAAAGCCUCCUACUCUAAAACAAGCAAGCUACUUUAUACCCUUUCUAAAAUACAGCUAGCCAAUAAUAAAACAGAACAUGAUAACAGCCAAUUAGAUACUAGAACAGAACAAUAGUUAAAAAGCAUAAAAGUUGAUAAAACGAUGUUCACGCUGAUACCCACGUGGACCAGCACCUGAUAGAAGUUUGAUCUUGGUACCGUAACAUACCUCCCCCCUUAAGUUCAAACCUCCUUGGUUGUGAGAGCAACGUAGUUCUUAAUCUCCAACGGAGUAUGUGUCUCUUCCGGGCGCAUUAAAGCCGGUUCUUCUGGUAUCAGACCAGUGUCGAAACUAUCGUAAAGCAAAUCAUUGUCAGGGAGGUAGUUAGAAUUGUCAAAAUCUGCGCGUGGCUCGAGUGGACGAUCGUUCAGAUCGUAAUACGGCUUUAAUCUAUUGGCGUGAACUGGAACCGAUACCGGACGGUUAUAGAGAGUUCGCAAACGAAAGUGGACCGGAGAAAGCUUUGCGACAAUACACUACGGACCGUGAUAGUUGUGCAAUAAUUUUUUCGAUAAGCCUUUCUUGCUUUUAGGGGUAAACACCCAUACUUUGUCUCCGAUAUCGUAAAGAACGAACUGGUUGACUGUUACGAUCGUAGUAUUCUUUAAUUUUUCGUUGAGCCAACUGCGUCUUAGAAGAAACGAUACGCUGCGCAUUCUCCAAAUUUGUAAGGAUGCGUGCACGAUGCUCAGCAACAGACAACGAAAGAUGAGCGGAGGGCGAUAGAUAACAAGGCAGCAUCUACAGGUAAACAAGGCUCACGACCGUACAGUAAGUAGAAAGGCGACUCACCAGUAGAAGCAUGAGGCGAAACACGAUAUGCGAAGAGAACCAUGGGGAUAUGACGAUCCCAAUCCUUUUGAUGACUGCUGACAUACAUUGAUAAGCCUUCAGCAAGAGUUCCAUUGAAUCGUUUGACAAGGCCAUCAGUCUGCGGAUGGUACGUGGUAGUGUUCAAUUUGCGCGUGUUCAUUAUUUUACAAACCUCGUUGACAAUAGACGACAGAAAAUAAGAUCCACGAUCAGAAAGUAGAGUGCGAGGUGCACUAUGCCGAGCGAGUAUUUCGUCAAUUAAUAGUUGAGCAAUUCGUGGAGCUUCUGUAGAGGGUAGGGCAAAUGUCUCAGGCCAACGUGUGUAAUAGCCCGAAAAAACGGUAAUGUAACGGUUUCCAUCUUCUGAAACAGGAAACGGGGCUAAAAUGUCCAUAGCAACACGAUCGAAAGCACCUUCAAUCGGAAUAGGCAGUAACGGAGCCUUGCGUUUAUUUCGCUGACUUAUCUUCAUUGCGCAAUCUACACAAGAACGACACCAGUGUUCAAUAUCUUUGUACAUUCCUGGCCAGUAAUAUCUCAAACGAACCUUUUCGUCGGUUUUCUCCGAGCCAAGGUGUCCGGCAGUUGGGUUAUCAUGAAGUGAAACAAGAAUUUCAUGACGAAGAGACGCAGGAAUGACGACCUGAGUACAUAGAGACGCUUUCCAGGGGUCCAUAGAUGACAAAGGAUCCCAUAUUCAUCCAAAUAAAAAGAAUCGAUAGACAGCAAUAACGCGCAAGCUUUAGUGUCACUACUUGGCAAUUCCGACUUUUCUAAAUACUGAAUUAUGUCAGCAAGAUCUUUGUCUUGUCGCUGUAAUUUUUGCAAGGUAGAUGGUGGUGGGCAAGGAUGGUCGACAACGGCUACUGGUAAAUCGAGAGAGGAAACUUCAUGAGCAGAAGGAGAUGCAGAAUAGAUGCGAUGAGAAAGUGCGUCUGCAUUACCGUUAGCAACACCAGGGCGAUGAAUAAUUUCAAAAUUAUACUGUUGCUAGCGUAAGGUCCAAUGUGCAAGGCGGCCAGUAGGGUCUUUGACACGCAUUAACCAAUAUAAACUGCCAUGAUCGGUAUGAACAAAGAACUUUUUUCCAGAAAAAUAAGGCUCAUACGUUUUUAUGCCAUCCACAACAGCUAAGGCUUCACGCUCAGUAGUGCUAUAGCGAGUUUCAGCAGAGCUCAAUUCACGACCACCAUAUGCUAUCACGUGCUCUUCACCAUCGACUAUCUGUCCUGAAAUAUAGCCUAACGCUGAAUGGCUUGCAUCCGUGAACAGAUGAAAAGGCAAAUUAAAGUCUGGAUAGGCCAGAAUCGAAGGAGAACACAAACGGUUCUUUAAUGUUUGAAAAGCAGACUGGCACUCAGGUGUCCAAGCAAACACAACAUCCUUGCGAGUUAAACGAUUCAAAGGUGAAGCAAUUUUCGAAAAACCUUCAACAAAACGUCUGUAGUAAUUACAAAGGCCGAGGAAACUACGAACCUCCUUUACUGAUUCUGGAACUGGAAACGAUUUAACAACUUCAAUCUUGCUGGAAUCAGGUGAAAUUCCUUUUGAUGAAACCACAAAACCGAGAAAGUCAACAGACUGACUGGCGAAACGACACUUCGAGGGUUUGAGUUUCAAGUUCUCAUCACGCAAACGAUUAAAUACGAGACGUAAGCGUGCGAGAUGUUCUUCAUAAGAUGGCGAAAAGAUGAUAAUAUCGUCUAUGUAUAUUGAGCAAAUUUUCCAAUCGAGGCCAUGUAACACAUUGCUCAUUAGACGUUGAAAGUUCGGCGGGGCGUUCGUUAGACCAAAACUUAACACAUUAAAUUCGUACAAGCCGGAAUGCGCAAUAAAGGCAGUUUUCUCUUUAGAAUCAUCGUGCAUGUCAACUUGAUGAUAUCCAGAUUGCAAAUCAAGAGUUGAAAAGUAUCGGGAACCAGAAAGAGCAUCAAGGGCAUCAUCAAUUCUAGGCAAAGGAUAGCUAUCUUUACGAGUGACAGCGUUAAGUUUUUGAUAAUUCAUACAAAAUCCAGUUGUACCGUCCUUCUUUUUUACUAAAACAACAGGAGAGCUCCAAGGACUACAAGAAACACUGAUUAUUUUCUGCUCAAGCAUAUUCGA